GUUGUUAGUAUUUAAAGUGAAGCAUUUAGUUGUAAAAAGAAAUUUUAUUUAAUUUUUCACUUUUUCUGGACGAUUAGUGUCCCAACAAUUAGUUUCUUAUAAUAAGUGAAUUUGUUUGUUAUAUAAUAGCAGUUUAAUUUUAUAUUUAAAAAAUGUUUCUCAAAUUAUUAUUGUGUUUAUCAUUAACGGUGACAGUCUAUUGUCAAUUUCCUUCAAACACAUUAAGUACAACACCGUCACCACAUCCACCCGCACAGGUUCACUACGUUAACAUUGGAGCCGAUUUGGCCGGGGAUUACAAGUUUGGUUACGACACCGGCAAAGGUCCGUCAGGUCAGAGUUUCCGAGAGGAGACUCGUGGAGCUGAUGGCACAGUUAGAGGAGCUUAUGGUUAUACCGAUGCCAAUGGUCAGCAACGUAUUGUGAAAUACUCGGCAGGAAAAGAGGGUUUCAAAAUUGAAGACGACUCGCCAGCCGGCGGAUCGGCUCCGCGAUCAGCACCGGCACCAACCGCUGCUCCAUACCGUCCACCACAAACUCUACCCCCACAGAUUUACAGACCGGCACCGUCACAACAAUUGGCACCACAAUCCUAUUCCAGACCCGCCUCGAGUUCAUCCGAUGGCGGAUACCUUGAGUUGAAUGUCCGUCCAAUGACCCAAUCAUCGUAUCGUCCGUCGACUCAAACCUUGCGGCAAGUGUUACCAUCGCAGGGCUAUAACAGUGGCAGUCUAUCAUCUCUGUCCUCUCCCUCGUCUUACUCAAACCCAUCGUCUUACUCGAGCCCUUCGUCUUACUCGUCAUCCCUGUCCUCAAACAGUGGCAAUUCUUAUCAAUCAUCUCAGCCAACCCUACAAACAUACCGAUCGCCAGCACAAGUAGUCCGACCGGCAUCUGCUCCUUCAAUGAAUUCUCAGCCCGUAUUGAGACAAUACGCAAGUUUGGCGACCACUCCCCGACCCGAGGAGGAGACAUGGGGUCCACCCGUUAUUAACACUGCUUUACUCAACUAUAAUAUAGGCUCUCAGGGAGGUCAACCUGUAUCUCGUCUGAGCUAUGCAUCCAGUUCCUCAUCUGAGUCAUAUCAAGUACCGGCACCAUUUGUAUCACGACAAUCAGCACCAGUAGCCUAUCGUACUAAUGCUCCCGUAACUAACAUUCCCGUUAACCGCGAUUGGGAUACUCCUAUAUUGAGAUCUUAUACUAAUUUAAACGAUGGUUCAGCCAAACCUCUGGAAAACUGGGGUCCGCCGGUCAUCAAUACGGCUUUACUUAACUAUGAUAUCGGUUCACAAAUUAAUAGAGGCUAAUGUCUAACAUGUUUUUAACUAUAUUAUAACCGCACAAUUUAAUAUAAUUUGUAAACAGUUAACUAAAAUAAAUUGUA
This is a messenger RNA of Oppia nitens, 1387 nucleotides long. RefSeq lists its product as uncharacterized. Gene Ontology annotation, molecular function: structural constituent of chitin-based larval cuticle. NCBI's taxonomy places the organism in Eukaryota, Metazoa, Arthropoda, Arachnida, Sarcoptiformes, Oppiidae. The transcript has 4 exons. The coding region runs from base 153 to 1310 and encodes 385 amino acids. Gene Ontology annotation, cellular component: chitin-based extracellular matrix. The record is from RefSeq and is a predicted model, not a curated record.